AUCGGUAAUUGUUGCAAGUUAUAAAAUUGGCACAUAAAAUUAGGAGAGUGCAUUUUAAAGGGCAACAUCAUGGGUCGUACACUGGCGUUGGUUUUUGUAACUCUGGUGCUUCAUGCAUUAUGGGGCUCCGCUUUCUCCUACCUGCUGGACCCGCGCACAGCGGCCACCAAGAUCGUCGACCAGGCUGAAGUGAAUAAUAAUGAAUAUUGUUAUUCUUGUGUUAAAAUCGACAACAUAUGCUACAACCACACCUACUUGUUCGAGCUCCCCGCUCUCUUCGAUGAACAACACCCCAACAUUGAAAGAAUGGGCAUCAUGAACUUUACUAACGUUUUAUUUUACACUUUCGAACCAAAGUUCGGUGAUCAAGAAUACUCCAAAGUUGGCUACAUAUCGUUAUACUAUCCGGAGUUCUCUGGCGUCAUCACUGGCUGGCAGUCUUUCAACUUUGGUCCCUUUGAUAUAGAUCACAGGCAGAAAAAAGUAUAUCUAGGUGGUUCCGACGGUAUAUGGGUUGUUGACGAUAUCAACUAUUUUCCAACAUAUUUUAACGUGAAGUCGAGUUACAUUACUAACGUUGUUGUAAAGGACUAUGUGUAUUUUACUACGUACAAUCAGCAGGGAAUAUUUAAAUAUGUUGCCGGGUAUUAUGUCGUUCAUUUAGUAGAUAAAUUUAUAAAUAAGUUUGUUCUAGAUGCCGAGAGUAAUAUUGUGUAUUUAAAUGUUAGUGGAUUAUUUAUUUCAUUUCUUAAUAAGGACCAGAGUGAUGUAAAAUUAUCAACGGAAUCGUGGAUAAGAGGUUUGACUGUGGAUACGAAAGGAACAGUAUACGCGUGGCAUGUAGAUGGGAUAUAUAAAGUGACUGUAGGCAAUGUUCUUUCCGAGUCCAAACUGAAACGUGUUACAGGUAUAGCUCCCGAUGCGAUGGCGUUUGAUGAAUCGAACAACAUCAUAUAUUCGAUCAGGAAAAAGUUGUACAAGUUGAGUAAAGUUGCUACCAGUAAGUGUUUUGGUAGGUAAUUCAAUUUAAAAAUAACACGUAUAUUUGUAAAAUGACAUUAUUUGCUAUUUAUUUUCUUUGCUUUUACCAGUGACACAUAAUAAUACAUUUAUAACUAAUUUAAGGAAUUGUUUACGCGCUUGAAACUGCAAGAGAGGAUCUUUUUUUAAAUACCGAUCUUUGUCUAACCGGUUUUCUAUGUAUGUAUCUGAUUUUAAUUAGUUACUGAAAUACUGUAUUUUGUUUUAAACAAAUAAAUGAACCUUGCUUACUUGCCUUUA
Molecule: messenger RNA, 1281 nt
Organism: Cydia pomonella (codling moth)
Lineage: Eukaryota; Metazoa; Arthropoda; Insecta; Lepidoptera; Tortricidae
Exons: 2
Coding region: 70-1020 (316 amino acids)
Source: RefSeq, a predicted model, not a curated record